AUGGUCCAGCUCAAGACCGAACCGUGCUGCUGGAAGCUAGUCAAGUGGGUCAACGGUGUGCCACGCCUCAUCGGCCUCAUUGCGGCCCAUGUUGACGACUUCGUCAUUGCGGGCAACGAGGAGGACCCUGACUGGCUCAGUGUUGUGAACCGCUUCUACCAAAGCUACCGGUGGAGCCCCUGGGAGGUUGUCGACUACAACCACUGCGGUGUCGUCCUCAAAGAGGGUCACCGCGAAGUGAUCAUGGAUCAAGCGAAGUACUGUGCUCAGAUUGAUGAGAUCAAAUAUGAGUCCCGCGACGAAGAAAGCCUGGCCACGAAGGAGGAGGUUGCUCAGCUAAGAGCGGCCAUGGGUGCUCUGCAGUGGCGUGCUUACAGUACCGCGUCCCAAUUGAUGAUGCAACUGAGCAUGCUUCAGUCUUCUGUGAACAAGGCGACGGUGAAAACCUUGAAGCUGGCAAACAAAUUGGGGCGAGAAGCUUAUCAUGGGCGCUUCUUACACAUGAAGGUCACGGACCUCGAUGGGAUCCCGCCGGAGGACGUCUGCUUCGUGGCGUGGUCUGACGCUGCCGUUGGAAACCGGCCUGACUUUGGGAGCACAGGCGGGCACCUGGUGUGUGCCACCACUCCUGGCAUGCUUCGUGGAGAGCAUGCUCCAGUGACUCCAGUGAGUUGGCGAAGUGCGAGGCUGAAGCGCGUCGCACGCUCCAGCUUGGCGGCGGAGACCCAAGCAGCGUCGGAGGCCGAGGAGGAGCUGAUGCUGGUCAGGCUCCAAUGGAAGGAGAUGCUGGGAUACAGCGUUGAUCUUCAGGACCCUGGCAAAGAGAUCCAAACGGUCCCGGGCGCCCUUGUGACGGACGCCAAGAGCCUCUACGACGUCUUGCGGAAGGACGACCUGAACUCCGCGGCCGGUGGUUUGAGCGAGAAGUACAGUGCCUUGGAGCUGUUGUCCUUGAGUGAACGUGUUCGCGAGGGCAAGACGGUGAUCCGCUGGGUCAACAGCGACGCUCAAGUUGCAGAUGCACUGACGAAGCCUGCCAAGCCGGGAGCACUUCACCAACUUCUCCAGACAGGUCGCUGGCGCCUCACCUACGACCCAAACUUCACUAGGGCAAAGCGUCUGAAACAGCAGCCGUAG
This is a messenger RNA of Symbiodinium sp. CCMP2592, 1137 nucleotides long. NCBI's taxonomy places the organism in Eukaryota, Dinophyceae, Suessiales, Symbiodiniaceae. The record is from the annotation of a GenBank genome assembly.